Molecule: messenger RNA, 1152 nt
Organism: Durio zibethinus
Lineage: Eukaryota; Viridiplantae; Streptophyta; Magnoliopsida; Malvales; Malvaceae
Source: RefSeq, a predicted model, not a curated record
AUAUUUUUACUGAUGUGAGCAAUAUGCCAAAGAUUUAAGAAAAAGAAAAAAGGAAAAAAAAUGAAGCGGGGGAAUUAGAAGGAGAAAAGGAGGGAAAGUUUCAAUAACAAAAGAGGGAGCGAGAGGAAAGCGGGCAGAGUGUUGGAAAUCAAAUUUCAAAACAAGAGAGAGAUGAAGAGAAUAAUCGAAGCGGAAGGAGAGGAGGUUGACUUCCUAUCAGCGGUUGCGGCUGCAGAAGAAUCCGUAGCCAAGCGCCACAAACCCAACCAAAACGACGUCGAGGGAGCCUACAUUGCCGCUCUUAGAGGGAGCAGAAGCCGUCUCUGGCAGCAAAUUACCCCCCUUAAUACUCAGAACAACGCUACUCGGCAGAGCAGAGUUGCUGCUUCUACAGCUGGUGGGUCGGUGGUUCCAGAGAAGAGUUGCCCGUGUGGGUCCGGUCCUUGUUUGGUUCUCACUGCUAAUACUCAUAGGAAUCGCGGCCGCAUGUUCUAUAAAUGCCCUCUUACGCAGGAAAAUGGAGGCUGUGGUUUCUUUCUCUGGUGUGACACUUCUUCCCAAACAAAUAGCAUGAAUAUGGCUAUGGCUACCAAGGUACUUCUUUGCAGGACUUCCCAAAAUCAUAAAAUUUUUUUACAUGCCAUUUUAGCUUGGUGGAAUUUACUAUCAUACCAACCAAUAAGCAGCAGUGUUAAAGGAGGAGAGAUAUUGAGUGGUAAGAGGAAACAGGGGGGAGUCAUGGGAAGUUCUUGUGGCUUGUUAAAAUAUUGCAAUGAUCAAAAUGUAUCUGCUGAUCUUCCUGUUAGUGCUUCUAAAGCCUACUCCAAUUUGUAUGAUCCAAGCAACAACACCAAUACCUUAAGAACUGGAUCUCUAUGCUUCAAAUGUGGAAAGGAUGGGCAUUGGGCGAAAGACUGUCAUGUUCCUUGUUCAUCUGAUUCUCCUGCUGAGUUUGGAGGAAAGUCUAUUAAAUCUGGCACUUGCUAUAAAUGCGGUAAGCCUGGGCACUGGGCAAGGGACUGCACUUCAAAUCAACACAAGAAUGCAGGCAAAAGCACUAGGUAAAUCUCUAAUUUGGCUAGUUAUUAGUUACACUGUAAAUUCAAAACAUUUCAAGACUGUAUGACUCGAUGGCCUACUUUCCAACAUGGU